GAACAACUAAUCUCCUAUUCUCAUUUUCCUCUCGGCACCGCUCCAGUGUUAUGGAGGACGGGAAAGCCUGACCAGGGGCAGCUACCACAACAACCUGAAGAAAGAAGGAACUCAAAGAUCAGUUCCUGUGAUCAAGAGCUUUCUUCUUUCUUCUCUUAAACAAGGUCCUGGUUUGUUAUUUUGUUUUCUGGAUUGUCCGUAGCCAUGGCUUCCGAUGGCGACACCUCUUUGGAGCAGAUCAAGAACGAGACUGUUGACCUUGAGCGCAUCCCCGUGGAGGAGGUUUUUGAGCAGCUGAAAUGUACGAGAGAGGGUUUGACAACAGCAGAAGGAGAGAAAAGGCUCGAAAUCUUUGGCCCCAACAAGCUUGAAGAGAAGAAAGAAAGCAAAUUUCUCAAGUUCUUGGGCUUCAUGUGGAAUCCUCUGUCGUGGGUGAUGGAGGCUGCUGCUAUCAUGGCCAUUGUUUUGGCCAAUGGAGGAGGCAAGCCUCCAGACUGGCAAGACUUCGUUGGUAUUGUUGCUUUGCUUUUUAUCAACUCAACCAUCAGUUUCAUUGAGGAAAACAACGCUGGCAACGCGGCAGCUGCUUUGAUGGCUGGUCUUGCGCCCAAAACCAAGGUGUUGAGAGAUGGAAAAUGGGAUGAGCAAGAUGCAGCAAUUCUAGUACCAGGAGAUGUAAUUAGUGUCAAAUUGGGAGAUAUCAUCCCAGCGGAUGCUCGUCUCUUGGAGGGUGAUGCACUCAAGAUUGAUCAAUCUGCCCUCACUGGUGAGUCCCUACCUGUUACCAAGAAUCCAGGUGAUGAGGUCUUCUCUGGAUCCACCUGCAAACAAGGUGAGAUUGAGGCUGUUGUCAUUGCCACCGGUGUCCAUACCUUCUUUGGCAAGGCUGCUCACCUUGUUGACAGCACCAACAAUGUUGGUCACUUCCAAAAGGUGUUGACUGCCAUUGGUAACUUCUGUAUCUGCUCGAUUGCUGUGGGAAUGCUCAUUGAGAUCAUAGUGAUGUACCCAAUCCAGCACAGGAGGUACAGAGAUGGUAUUGACAACCUGUUGGUGCUUCUCAUUGGAGGAAUCCCGAUCGCCAUGCCUACAGUCUUGUCUGUGACAAUGGCUAUUGGGUCUCAUCGCUUGUCAGAGCAAGGUGCCAUCACCAAGAGGAUGACUGCCAUUGAAGAAAUGGCAGGAAUGGAUGUCCUGUGCAGUGAUAAGACCGGGACCCUCACCCUCAACAAGCUAACAGUAGACAAGAGUCUCAUUGAGGUGUUCGCAAGUGGAAUUGACAAGGACACCCUUAUGCUGCUUGCUGCAAGGGCUUCCAGGGUUGAAAACCAGGAUGCCAUUGACGCUUCAAUUGUAGGGAUGUUGGGCGACCCCAAAGAGGCAAGGGCUGGAAUCACUGAGUUACACUUCUUUCCCUUUAACCCUGUGGAUAAGCGUACUGCUAUUACCUACAUCGACAGUGAUGGUGAGUGGCAUCGUUGCAGCAAGGGCGCUCCUGAGCAGAUCAUUGACCUUUGUGGGCUAACUGGAGAGUUGAGGAAGAAGGCGCUUGGUGUCAUUGACAACUUUGCUGACCGUGGCCUUCGCUCCUUGGCAGUUGCUAGACAGACAAUUCCAGAGAAAACAAAGGAGAGCGCUGGAGGACCUUGGGAGUUUGUGGGUCUUUUGCCUCUCUUUGAUCCUCCAAGGCAUGACAGUGCUGAGACUAUUCGACGGGCCCUUGACCUUGGCGUUAAUGUUAAGAUGAUCACUGGUGACCAGCUGGCCAUUGGCAAAGAGACUGGUCGCCGACUUGGCAUGGGCACUAACAUGUAUCCUUCUUCCUCCCUCCUUGGCCAGAGUAAGGAUGAGGCUAUUGCCGCCAUUCCUGUUGAUGAGCUCAUUGAGAAGGCUGAUGGAUUUGCGGGAGUCUUCCCUGAGCACAAGUACGAGAUUGUUAAAAGGCUCCAAGAUCGCAAGCACAUCUGUGGCAUGACAGGAGAUGGUGUCAAUGAUGCCCCAGCACUUAAGAAGGCAGAUAUUGGUAUUGCGGUGGCUGAUGCAACUGAUGCUGCCAGGAGCGCUUCAGACAUAGUCUUAACCGAGCCAGGAUUGAGUGUUAUUGUGAGCGCAGUGUUGACAAGCAGAGCCAUCUUCCAGAGGAUGAAGAACUACACAAUUUAUGCUGUUUCCAUCACAAUUCGUAUUGUGAUGGGAUUCAUGCUUGUUGCUCUCAUCUGGAAGUUUGACUUCUCACCAUUCAUGGUCUUGAUCAUUGCCAUCCUCAAUGAUGGAACCAUCAUGACUAUCUCCAAAGACAGGGUCAAGCCAUCUCCUCUGCCCGACUCAUGGAAGCUGAAUGAAAUCUUCGCCACAGGGAUUGUCCUUGGGGCCUACAUGGCUAUCAUCACCGUGCUCUUUUUCUGGCUCGCUCAUGACACUGACUUCUUCACUGAGAAGUUUGGCGUGAGGCCAAUCCAUGAUAACAUAGAUGAGCUUACUUCAGCUCUCUACCUUCAAGUGAGUAUCAUCAGUCAAGCACUCAUCUUUGUGACAAGGUCAAGGAGCUGGUCCUUUGUUGAGCGCCCCGGUCUCUUGCUUGUUGGAGCCUUCAUUGCAGCACAGCUGGUUGCUACUCUCAUAGCCGUGUAUGCAAGCUGGGGCUUCGCCAGGAUCCAAGGCAUUGGAUGGGGAUGGGCAGGAGUUAUCUGGCUCUUCAGCUUGAUUACCUACAUCCCUCUUGAUAUCCUCAAGUUCAUCAUCCGCUACUCCUUGAGUGGCAAAGCCUGGGAUAACCUGCUUCAGAACAAGACCGCAUUCACGACAAAGAAGGACUACGGAAAGGGAGAGAGGGAGGCACAAUGGGCAGCAGCUCAACGUACCCUUCACGGCCUUUCACCCCCAGAAGCCAUUUUGAGCGAUAAGAGCUACCACGAGUUGUCAGAAAUAGCUGAGCAGGCCAAGAAGCGUGCUGAGGUUGCAAGGCUGAGGGAGCUCCACACUCUCAAGGGUCACGUUGAGUCAGUGGUCAAGUUGAAGGGGCUCGACAUUGAUACCAUCCAGCAGCACUACACGGUAUAAUUCAAGGGGUGGAACAAAUUCAAGGAUGGAGCACAGGGAAAGCUGAGAGACUAAACGAUUUUAAUAUUUCUCUCCUCCCUGCUUUGUUGUUGCCCUGAUUUUUUUUUUCUUUGGAGAGGGACAAAAAAUCGUGGGAUUAGUUGUUAUUGAUUUUGACAACCCUAUUAGAAUGGAAUGACAGAAAAGAUUAAAGAAAUUGUUACACCCAA
Theobroma umbraticum is the source of this 3269-nucleotide messenger RNA. Its product is annotated as ATPase 8, plasma membrane-type. Gene Ontology annotation, biological process: proton export across plasma membrane. Gene Ontology annotation, molecular function: ATP hydrolysis activity; ATP binding; P-type proton-exporting transporter activity. NCBI's taxonomy places the organism in Eukaryota, Viridiplantae, Streptophyta, Magnoliopsida, Malvales, Malvaceae. The record is from RefSeq and is a predicted model, not a curated record. Gene Ontology annotation, cellular component: membrane.